AAACACAAAACAUAUCGAUAAGUACGGAUGGACAUUUCUACGCAAAGAUUUGCCAUGAACGGAAGAAGUAUGAGACUACCUCCUGGGUUUCGGUUCGAUCCGGAUGAUGAAGAUCUUGUUUUCGAGUAUCUAGCCAAGAAGGUCCUCCACGGUCCGAUGGACUUCGACCUCCCUGAGCUCCGUUCUUGCAAUGUUGAUCCUUGGGACUUGCUAGGAGAUAAGAACACGGAAAUGUAUUACUUUGUGAAGAAGGAAGAGAUAGAGAAGAAAGGAAGAGAGACGUUAUCCGGUUACUGGGAAGAGUGUGAAGAAGAGGAAGUAAUGGAAUCUGGAGAUCGUGGUUGUAAUCAUUUAGAAGGAAGGAAAAAGACAUUUGCUUUCUAUAUUGGGAAAAGACCUCGAGGAACAAUAACUCCAUGGAUAAUGUACGAGUUUCGGCUUCUUUCCUCUAGGGCUACACGGUGGUCAUCGUCCUCUCUGCCUCGCGGUGCGGUAGAGAACUGGAGAGCGGUGAAGGUGAUCGUAAAGGAAGAGAAUGAGGAGGAGAUCGAGGAGGAGGAGCAGGCGUCGGAUGAGUCAGAUGGCGAAGAGGUUGUUCAAAGCCGGUGACGACCGAUCGAUGUUGAUGCCACGUGUAUUAUGUACGCAAAUGGUUUUGUAAGUGGCAAAUCAUUUGAGUUUAGUUAGUAACUUGGUACUGAUCAAUAUAGGGAAGUAUCUAGAUGAAAAUGAGGCUGCUUAAUUUGUCUUAUUGGCUUCCAAGCCUUUUGGAAUGUAAUAGAGGAUGUGUUGCCACAUGUGGCUUUGACUCUCCCGUCUUAUUUAUCUUCUCCCAAAUAUAUAUUUAAUUAUCUAUUAUCCU
Brassica oleracea var. oleracea is the source of this 862-nucleotide messenger RNA. RefSeq names its product NAC domain-containing protein 41. The coding region runs from base 28 to 609 and encodes 193 amino acids. Gene Ontology annotation, biological process: system development; regulation of DNA-templated transcription. The transcript has 3 exons. Gene Ontology annotation, molecular function: DNA binding. The record is from RefSeq and is a predicted model, not a curated record. NCBI's taxonomy places the organism in Eukaryota, Viridiplantae, Streptophyta, Magnoliopsida, Brassicales, Brassicaceae.